Molecule: messenger RNA, 1878 nt
Organism: Symphalangus syndactylus (siamang)
Lineage: Eukaryota; Metazoa; Chordata; Mammalia; Primates; Hylobatidae
Gene: RNF166
Product: ring finger protein 166
Biological process (GO): ubiquitin-dependent protein catabolic process; protein polyubiquitination
Molecular function (GO): ubiquitin protein ligase activity
Source: RefSeq, a predicted model, not a curated record
GCCCUACAAUGACGUCAGCGCGGCGCAGUAGCGGCUGUGACUAGCCGGCCGGGCCGGGCCAGGACAGCAGGCGGCGGGCGGCGGGCGGCGCGGGCCUGGCCCCGGGAUGGCGAUGUUCCGCAGCCUGGUUGCCUCGGCUCAGCAGCGGCAGCCGCCGGCCGGGCCGGCGGGCGGCGACAGCGGCCUGGAGGCGCAGUACACCUGCCCCAUCUGCCUGGAGGUCUAUCACCGGCCCGUGGCCAUCGGCAGCUGCGGCCACACGUUCUGUGGGGAGUGCCUCCAGCCCUGCCUGCAGGUGCCGUCCCCGCUGUGCCCACUCUGCCGCCUGCCCUUCGACCCCAAGAAAGUGGACAAGGCCACCCACGUGGAGAAGCAGCUCUCGUCCUACAAAGCGCCCUGUCGAGGCUGCAACAAAAAGGUGACCCUGGCAAAGAUGAGAGUGCACAUUUCGUCCUGCCUGAAGGUCCAGGAGCAGAUGGCCAACUGCCCCAAGUUCGUCCCUGUGGUGCCCACAUCCCAGCCUAUCCCCAGCAACAUCCCCAACAGGUCCACCUUCGCCUGCCCCUACUGUGGCGCCCGCAACCUGGACCAGCAGGAGCUGGUGAAGCACUGUGUGGAAAGCCACCGCAGCGACCCCAACCGCGUGGUGUGCCCCAUCUGCUCGGCAAUGCCCUGGGGGGACCCCAGCUACAAGAGCGCCAACUUCCUGCAGCACCUGCUUCACCGACACAAGUUCUCCUACGACACCUUUGUGGACUACAGUAUUGACGAGGAGGCCGCCUUCCAGGCCGCUCUGGCCCUGUCUCUCUCUGAGAACUGAAGGGAAGCGCAGCCACCCGCCUGCGUCUGGGGUCACGGAUGUCCCCGCUCGAGGGACAGGGCCAAGCUCCUGUGUCGCACCUGGCACCUGCUCGGGAGCCCACCUCACCAGACCAGGAGGAGCUGCACCCGCGCAGGAGGGGAGCCGGGGCCGAGCCUCCGAGCCUGAACACGGGCCAGCCGCCGAGGCCGCCAGAGCAGGGCCGCCUGGUCCCACCGGCGUCGCUGGGUUCUUCGGUGCUUCUGGCCGAGCAGGCGGCCUCCUUGGGCAGGGCUGGCCACUGGGACCUGGAGCCGCCGCCGUCUCUUCAAAGCCAUGAUGCCCCCUCAUGGGAAGAAGGGACCAACGGUGCGCAAGUCGCACUCUGCAGUCAAGCCGGGAGGAACCCAGGCUGCCGCCCUGCCCAGCCUGACCCGGCCCCGGCCCCGCUUCUGCCUUGCGCAUUUGGUACUGGCUUUUGUGAUACUUAGGAACCUGGCAUCUUUUCUAUAUUAUCCAGUGUGAUAAUCUUUUCACGUUUUAUAGAGCAGAGAGAGAGCAGUUACUCUUCAUAUUGCAAUAUCUGUGUUUGACUAGGAAUAAUAGUAUUUUUAUGGAACAUUUACAAAAUUCUAUUUUUUAAAAAAACAGUCAAAACAAGCAUUGGGGGAUUGGGGCAAGGAGGGAAGGAGCCGUGGGGUCUGCCGUGGGGUCUGCCCCGGGCCACCCACUGUCUGUCUGGGUCCUUGAGGUUUGUACGUUUCUGUUUGAUGACUAGGAAGAAAUCCCAGCACUCCAGCCACAGGCUGUGGCUGCUCCCAGCAGAGGCGGGGCCGGCAGAGCAGGGGCCACCUCCACCCAGAGUCCUGGCCUUGGCCCUCGGUCACUUUCAAAGCUGACUGUGCCCCGCUGUGGGAGGGGACGGCACCCCAGUGGUGGCAGAGCUUGGGGGCCUGGGCAGGGCCCACUUGGUGGGCCAGGCAACAUGUCAACAUUCUUUUCUGUUCUUGGCAUUAAUUAUUGCUGUCUUUUUUGAAAAAAAAAAAAAAAAAAGUUUAAAUAAAAUGUCUCAGAGCAUC